UCUCCGAGAUUCUCCGUGACUGAGGUUCGGCAGCCAUAAGGGACCGUCAACAAAGAGACGAGAGGCGUCAGCAUUUUCCUUUAGGGGGCGGAUUCGGGUAGGAGCAGAGCUUUCGGUAUGAAACGCCCGUUUCUUCCAGAGGCGGGGAAGUGAGACCCUGUACUGGGCCUGCGGGGCGCCGCCGUACCUUUGUGGAACAUGGCCCGCCGUGGGGAGGAUAGCGUGGCCCCCGUGGUACUUCUGGAGUCCCCUGGAGUUUCCAGUAAGGGCUUGCAAAGGAAGGGGCCCAGUGAGCGGCGCCGGCUGAAGGCGAUGGUGUCGGAGCAGCUCAGCCAGGAUCUGCUCAGGCUUCUAAGAGAAGAAGUCCAUACAGAUGUUACUUUCUCAAUAGGCUGUACUUUGUUCAAAGCACACAAAGCAGUCCUUUUAGCAAGGGUUCCUGAUUUCUAUUUUCAUACUGUUGGACAUACAAAUAACUUAACAAAUCAUGAACCUGUUGCUGUGGAGAAUUUUGAAGCUUCAGAAUUUAGAAUAUUUUUACAGACUGUAUACUCAUCAAACAGAAACAUAAACUAUGAAGAGGAAAUUCUCAGGAAAAAGAUAGUGGAGAGUGGAGUACCACAAAAGAAAUGUGACUUCAGUGUUGGAAAGUGUACUGACAAUGAUGGAAGGUCAUCUGUAGGUAAAAGGUCAUCUGAUCAUUCUUUUAUGAAGCAUGAAAUUCCAGAAGAUAACAAUAAAGAGGACAUUCCAGAAGAUAACAACAAGGAGGACAAUUUAAUUUCCACUGAUAUUUAUGACUUGGAACCUGCAUCUGAAUUAGGAGAAGAUUUAUUGAAGCUUUAUGUGAAACAGUGUUGCCCAGAUAUUGAUAUUUAUGUUGAUGGAAAAAGUUUUAAAGCUCACAGAGCCAUUUUAAGUGCAAGAUCUAGUUAUUUUGCUGCGAUGCUGAGUGGCUGUUGGGCUGAAAGCUCCCAAGAGUACAUUACUCUUCAAGGGAUAAGCCAUGUAGAAAUGAAUGUUUUGAUACAUUUUAUAUAUGGAGGAACUUUGGACUUUCCAGACAAAGCUAAUGUUGGGCACAUACUCAAUAUGGCUGAUAUGUAUGGACUAGAAGGAUUAAAAGAAGUAGCAAUCUAUAUUUUAAGAAGAGAUUACUGUAAUUUCUUUCAAAAGCCUGUUCCCAGAAGGUUGGCAUCUAUAUUAGAAUGCCUGAUUAUUGCUCAUUCAGUUGGAGUGGAAAGUCUUUUUGCUGACUGCAUGAAGUGGAUUGUAAAGCAUUUUGCAAGGUUUUGGUCUGAGAGAAGCUUUGCAAAUGUACCUCCUGAGAUUCAGAAAAGUUGUCUUAAUAUGUUGAUUCAGUCUUUAAAUGAUAAGAAUGCUGCUUUUCUUCUGAUGGAAAGUGACAGGCUAAUCAUCAGUUUACCCAGAGUGAAGUGGACAGAAGCAGCACUGACCAUGGCAUCUCAGCUUCAAGAAGAAUGUAUUGCAUUUAUUAUAGAAAACUUCUCCAAGAUCAUUCAAAGUGAAAAUUUUGCUCUCCUCUUACAGUCACAAGCAAUGAGUAGCACAUCUGAUCUGCUGGACAAAAUUUUAAAAGCAAUUGAAGAAAACAUUACCACGGAGAAUAGUUGCUCUCUUCUUACAGCUCUGGACACGUUACUGAACUCUGACAGUACAAAGGAAAUGGGUUUUACGUGCAAGAUCCAGGCUCUGCGUGAUAAGCUGUGGAUCUUCCUGGUUCAGUCUUUCUAUGCUGUUCGUCACACAGAAAGCUGGAAGCUGAUGAGCACAGAUGAUCAACAGAAAAUCCAAGCAGCUGCAUUUGACAAAGGUGAUGACCGAAGACUUGGCAAAAAGCCUAUAUUCAGCAGCUCUCAGCAAAGGAGACAAGUUUCUGACCCUGGUGCUAUAAAAAACAAAUCUUGGAGAGAAAGUAACAAGAAAGAGUAUUGGAGUUGUCCCUCUACGAAUCAAAAGAUGAAAUCUGAUGGAUUAGGAGCGUCUGGACAUUCAUCAAGUACUAAUAGAAAUUCUAUAAAUAAAACUUUGAAGCAUGAUGAUUUAAAGGAAAAGGAUGGUACAAAAACCGCAUCCAAGAGUACAAAAGAAUUAAAAACUGUGGGAAAAAAUGUUUCUGGAAAGCCCAAACCUAUAAUAAAGCCCAAAACAGAAAACGGUGAUAAUGCAAAGUCAGCAAACAUGUCACCUAGACAAGUUGUGGAAAGAUCAGCAGCAGCAGCAGCAAAUGGACAGAAAAAUUCAGUAAAUGGAAAAGGAGUGAGAAAUCAGGAAGGUCAAAUUACAGGUGCCAGACCCAAGGUACUCACUGGGAACUUAAACGUGCAUGCCAAAGCAAAGCCUUUGAAGAAAGUGACAGGCAAAGAUUCUCCAUGCCUCAGGAUUUCAGGGCCCUCCAGCAGAUCUACAAAUUCAAGUAUGGAAUUACUGACUUCCACUGACUGUCUGGAUGAACCAAAAGAAAAUGGGUCAAUAAAAGAGAAGCCUUCUGGUCAUAAAUUUUCCCUUUGUGACUCUCCAGGACAGACUGUGAAAAACAGUGUAGAAAGUAUCAAAACUUCCACUGUAGCAGUAAAAUCUCGACCUGUUUCAAAAGUUACCAAUGGAACUUCCAAUAAAAAAAGCAUUCAUGAACAAGAAACUAAUAUAAAUAACAGUGUGCUAAAGAAGGUCACCAGCAAAGGAUACAGUGAUCCAGUACCACAGGCAAUUUUAAAGAAAAGAGGAAAUGGCAAUGGAUGUGGUACAGCUCAGCAGAGGACAAAGAAUGCCACAGUUAAUCUUGCUAAAACUCAAGGAUCCCAAGGAGAGUCACCACAUUCAGUAAAAUCUUCAGGGUCUUCAAGGCAGUCUGAUGAAAAUGUGACAAAACUGGACCACAGUGUAACUACAGAUAAACAAACACCUAAGAGAAAAAUUGUCAAGCAAGGACAAACAACAUUGCCUAAGAUUAGUGCAAAAAUAGUAGCAAUGCCUAAAAACCUAAAUCAAUCUAAGAAAGGUGAAACUUUGAAUAAUAAGGAUUCAAAACAGAAAACACUUCCUGGACAGGUUAUAUUGAAGACUCAGCCUUCUUCUCUGAGACCUUUAAAAAGUGAACCAUCUGUUGUCCAAAAAAGUGUGCUUCGUGAUGUAUGUGAUAAUAAUAACAAAGGCAAUGUUUCUGAACAGAAGCCUCAUGAACCUCUAAUUAAUCUCACAGCCGAAAUCAGUGAUACAGAAGCAUGUCAGUCACCAUGCAUACUUGACCCACAAAAGCCAUUAAACAAUCAAGAAAAAGAGAAGUUGGUGUUAGAAUGCCAAAAUAUUUCAAAUCUAGAUAAAUUAAUAAAACAUGAACUGGAAUCAAAACAGAUUUGUUCAGAUAAAAGUGAAACAAAUUUUUCUGGUCACAAAAAAACAGAUCAAUGCAACACAGUUAAAAUACAUUGUCAUUCUGAUGAGAGUGAUAAUGUAGAUCCAGAAUUUUAUAGCACCACUGCUCUAAAAUCCAUGAUUUCAAAUCCAAAUGAAAACUCUUUGAACUCUAAUCCAGUUUGUGACCUAGAUUCAACAAAUGUAGAGCAAGUCCAUUCAGUGUCAGAUAGGGAGAAGCAAGCAGGGAGAAAAGAUACAAACAAAAAAUUAAACAUUAAAUGUGUGAAAGAUGUUUUACCUUGUGUUCCUGAACAGACAAAUGGUACCUUAAAUUCUGGUCAAGAUGACAGAAAAUCUAGAAUUCAUGUGGAAGAACAGACAGUUCCCCAUCAGUUUUCUGAUGACUCUGCCAUGAAUGGAGACAAACAUGCUACAGUAGACUCAAAUACUUCCUCCAAGUGUUUUUUGGAACAAAUACCAGGGAAAAAUUCUCCUAAAGACAUGGAAACAACAGAAACUCCAGAGAGCCAUGAAACUCCAGAAGCUCCAUUCAUGAGUCACUGGAAUUUGAGUACCAGUGUUCUGCAUCAGAGAGAGAGUCCUGAAUCUGACAGUGGCAGUGCUACAACAUCCUCUGAUGACAUAAAGCCUAGAUCUGAAGACUAUGAUGCUGGAGGGUCUCAGGAUGAUGAUGGGUCAAAUGACAGGGGUAUUUCUAAAUGUGGCACUAUGCUGUGCCAUGAUUUUCUUGGAAGAAGUAGCAGUGACACCAGUACUCCUGAAGAAUUAAAAAUAUAUGAUAGUAACUUAAGAAUUGAAGUGAAAAUGAAAAAGCAAAGUAGUAAUGAUCUUUUCCAAGUUAAUUCGACAAGUGAUGAUGAGAUUCCUAGGAAAAGGCCAGAAAUUUGGUCUCGAUCUACAAGAGUCCACCCUAGGGAAAAAGAAAAUAUUCCACGAGGCAGUAUCCAGUUUGCUCAGGAAGUAGAUCAGGUUUCUUCCUCAGCAGAUGAAACAGAAGAUGAAAGGUCUGAAGCUGAAAAUGUUGCAGAAAAUUUCUCUACAUCUAACCCAGCUCUUCAGCAGUUUCAGGGAAUAAUUAAUUUAGCUUUUGAAGAUGCAACUGAAAAUGAAAGUCACGAGUUUCGUGCAACUAAAAAUUUUAAAAGGUCAGUUUUACUUUCGGUAGAUGAAUGUGAAGAACUAGGAUCUGAUGAAGGGGAAGUCCAUGCUCCCUUUCAGCCUUCUGUAGAUUCGCCUUCACCUUCUGAUGUUUUUGAUGGUGUUUCUCAUGAACAUCAUGGAAGGGUCUGCUACUCCAGAUACUCACAAGGAAGUAAAGAUAGUAUUUUAGAAUGUAGACAAGAGAAAGCCAAUAGUGUAUAUAAAAACAAAAGCUCUCCCUUGGGUCUUAGUAGCAUUGACUCUUCAAGAAAAGAUAAACAGAGUGCUUCAGCCACAGAAAAAAAGAGCACAACAGAUGUCCUGUCCAGAGGAGGCAGACAGCUUCCUCCAGAAGAUAAAAAAGUAAACAGUGGAAGCAAUGUGGUUAAUGACUUUCAGCCACGCAGCAAACUUUCAGAUAGUGAUAUAAAAUCUCAAGAAAGACCAUGUCAUCUGGAACUUCAUCAAAGAGACCCCAAUUCUGACAUACCAAAGAACAGCUCUACAAAAUCUCUGGACUCUUAUUGGAGUCAAGUUCUGCCUCCAGAAGGUCAAGUGAAAGAGAGCCAUUCUGCAGCUACCAAGAAAGCUAAUAUUGCUUUAUCUGCAGGAGACAUAGAUGAUUGUGACACAGUGGCACAAAACUACAUGUAUGACCAUCGGCCUUCAAAAACCCUCUCUCCAAUAUAUGAAAUGGAUGUAACAGAAGCAUUUGAGCAGAAAAUGGAAUCAGAAACACAUGUUACAGACAUGGAUUUUGAAGAUGAGCAACACUUUGCAAAACAAGAUUGGACGCUAUUAAAGCAACUGCUCUCUGAAGAGGAUUCAAACUUAAAUAUUACAAAUUCUAUUCCUGAAGACUUAAAUUUAGCACAGUAUCUAAUCAAUCAGACACUACUUUUAGCACGAGACAGCUCAAAACCUCAGGGUAAAGCACAUGUUGACACUUUAAACAGAUGGAGUGAACUAACAUCUCCAUUCGAUGAUUCCUCAGCAAGCAUCACCAUGGCUAGUUUUUCCUCUGAGGAUUGUUCACCCCAAGGGGAAUGGACAAUUCUGGAACUAGAAACUCAGCAUUAAGAGUAUUAACACUUUGGAAAAUGUUAAACUAUGCCACCCCUUUAUUUUUUUGAUGCUUAUAUUAUAUCCAAGUGAUAAUUGCAUUAGCCUAUUAGACUAUCCUUAAUAUUGAGGAAGUCUUUCCAAUUUACUGAAGUAAACAUAGUUUGUUUAUUAAUAUAUCACAUGUAGAAAAAAGUGUUUUUCUAAAAAUCUUGAGCAUGUUUUCUAUAAUUAUUAGAGAAAUUAGAAGACUUGUAAGGAAACCCUUGCUUUAGUUUUCCUUUCCUAACUGAUCAUUCAUUUACUUGUUUAUCAUUCAAUAAUUUAAAAUGUGAAUGCACAAGUAGAACAGUCCCUUUACUUUUUGCUCUGCAUAUGGUAACCAUAAUUUAACAAUAAAAAAACUUAUUGUGCUUGUGUCAAUUUAUGUAGAGUUAAUUUGUAACAUUCAAACGCAGGUUGGUAUGGUUGAGGCUGAUAGCUUAAUAUUAGAAAAAACCUUCGCUUUCCCAACAAUUCACGUCCAGGAAAUUGUCAAGUAAAUGCAUCUCAAAUUUCACUGACAUUUUUGCUAAAACAGGAGAAGUGGAAUUUCCUGUAACUCUUUUUGGGAUAUAUCCGCGGAAAGGCAUCUGCCCUUGUUGAAAAAAAGUGGGAAAACUGUCCAUCUGUUUUAUCUAUAUAGACUUCCUUUAUAGUUAAUCACUCUCCAUUUUUCAUUCCAUGGUAGAGAUAUUUUUGAACUGCAUCUGCAGUAAUCCUGCACUAAAUAUUACCUUGAAAAUGGGUACAUGAGGCAAUUGAGUUAUAGAGUUAAAUUGUGUGCAUGUGUGUGCACAUACAUGUAUGUUUGCUUUUCUAUUUGUCUAUAUGCUCUAGUUCCUUAUUUCCUUGAUCAGAUUGUCUUUCAGUCUGUAAUUUUGGUAGAAAGGCAAAGAUAAACAUCUUUUUUACAAAAUUCUACUGGGGAGUGAACACUUGGUUACCUACUUGAUAUUGGUGGAUGUUACCCUUAGGGUGAUGGGAUUUAGUAGAAUUGGCACCUCUCAAAGCUUUGUAACUAACUAAUAAUUUCUCUAAAAUAGACCAGAAGGAAAUAUUUUGGCUUAGAAUUCCUUUUCUAAAUUAACAAAGUUUCGGGCAAUUCCCUGGCGGUCCAGUGGUUAAGACUCAGUGCUUUCACUGCUGUGGCCCAGGUUUAAUCCCUGGUCAGGGAACUAAGAUCCUGUAAACUGUGCAGCGCGGCCAAAAAUAAAAAUAAAAAAAUAAUAAAUUCACAAAGUUUUCAACAAAUGAUCAACAUUAGCGAGAACCUGUAACUAUAUUGAAUAUCAACAAUUAUAUUGAUGCACAAUCAUUUGGUAUUCUUAUAUAAUAACAUAUUAAUGUUAAUAUUAGCUACUAACCUGUUAUACCAUACCUUUUUUAACUAGAAGCUCUGCAAGGGACACUCAUUCAUUCAAACAGUCAAGAAACACAUUUGUUCUAGGCACUGAAGUGUGAAGAUAAAUAAGGUUUGAUUCCUGCCACCCAAAAGAGUUCAGUUUCUAAUGAGGAGGGAAAACCAUAUAAGAAAAAGGUCAAAAACAGUAUUAUAAGAACUUUGUGUCUUAAAGCUGGAUGGGAAUUUAGAGGUUAGUUUAAUCCCUUCAAAUUCCCAAGGAGGACUCUGAAGCCCAGAGGAAUUUUAAAAUUGCCCAGGGUCCCACACUGAUUUGUGAGUUAGAAUCCAGUAUUCCUUAAUUUCAGUUAGAUGUUAUCUCUACCACACAACACACUUCAUUUGACUUUUAUCAUAAAAUCUGAAAACAAAUUCAUUCAUAGAUAGUUUGUAGCAUAAAGAAAUAAUAUAUGAUAGAGUCAGAAACAGCACAGAUUUCCAAGACAGUGUGUUUUCUUUUUCUCCAAAUGUGAAAUUGUUUUGUUAUUUUUAAUAAACUACCUCAGAAGUUCACAAAUUUAUAAUUGAAGCUUCAUUUCUUUCAUGUCACAUUUGCAAAUAGAUAGUAGGGAAGGACUUAAGUCCUUAAGUAUGACCUCUUAGGUAAUUUCAGGACGUGUUUUCUUAUCAUGCCCUUUUGUGAACAACACAUCUACCAGUCUGUUUCCUGCAGGACUCUGGGCUAGUUCUUUAUCAUUCAACAAACAUAUACUGAAAAAUAACUACUAAAAUUUAUUUAACACUUACUAAAUGUUAGACACUGUGCUGAGUGCUUUAAAUAUGCAUUAACAUCUAAUUCUCACAACAGUUCUAUGAGAUAUGUCUUAUCUUUAUUUUAUACAUAAGGAGACUGAUGUAGCAUCCUUACCCUGGAUGAGCUACCCUAGUGGAAGAAACUAAGAGAGAAAUAACACAUUAUGCUAUUGUUUGGUAAGAUAGCAAUUGUAUAUGGUCAGAGUUGUAAUAGCUCAGAGGGAAAAGCUAUGAACAGAUUGUCAGGAAGAAAAGAUUAGAGAAAGCUUCUUAAGGGCAAGUAAUAUUCAGUGAAGCUUCAGAAUUUCUAUAAAGGGGCUUGGUGGCUGCAAUCUAGUUGGAAGUGUAGGCCAGGCAACUUGACUUGAAGAUGAACUUUCAUAGGAAGUACUUUGCUUUUCCUUAGAUUGUAUGUUACAGAUCAAUAAAAAUACAAACAUUUUUAAAACAUGCUUUUAUACAUAGUUUACCUAAGACUCAAAAACUCCAUCCAUACAAAAAAAAAAAUCUUAUUUUUUUUAAAUUUGAGUUCUUGGUGGAGGACUGAUGAAUAUUAUGGAGAGAGUCUAAAGCCCCUUUGUACCAUCUCUUGCAGCAAUCAAGUAAUAGCUGAUGCUGGCUUUCCAGGAUGAGUAGGAAUUUGCUUGGUGAUAGGGCAUUCUAGACAUAGGAGCACCUUAAGGAAUGGUGACCAGGAUGUGUGUUGAGGAUGCAGACAAAGAGUGGUAGAAGAUAAGACUAAAAAGCUGAGUUGGAGUUGGAUUCUGGAAGUUAUUAAAUACUAUGCUUAAAUGUUUAAAUAGUCAAAGCUCUGGAUUUGGUAGGCAUCAUGUCUCUUUCCAUUAUGCAUUCAUUUAUUUAUUUUUAACUCUCCCUGGACAAUCUGUUUGCACAUUCUUGGGGAAAUAACCACCUACUGCUCACAAUGGGUAGUCAUCAAACUUGUUUCUUAAGUUACUAGGUAACAUAACCAGGUGUUUCAGAAAGAUAACUGUCAGCAGUAAUGAAGAUGGCCUGUUUUGGAGAAGCACUCAGAUCUCAAGAUGCAAUUACAAUAGUUCUGUCAACCUUAGAAAUGGGGAACGGAAGAGGAUUUGGUAACAAGAGACAUUAGGUAGAUUGAGAUAUGGUGGCAGAAGAUAGAAAGGAAUUUUUUAAUUGCUAUCAAAAAUAACAUUUAUUCCACACAUAUUUGAGGGCCCAUGAUAUUUCUGGGUAUUAAAGGAUGAAUGGCAUCGUAUCUGUCCUUGAAUAUCUCAGUUUAGUGAGAGAUUGUUAAAACUUUUUAAGUUGUGUCAAAAUAAAGCUCUGUAUGAAGUGUAAUCAGUGUACACAGGAGAGAGAAAUGAUGGAAUGAUACUUGGAUAGGCUCCUUUACUAUUUUAGGACUAGUAAGAGUUCACAAGACAAAGGAAGAGGCAUAUUCGGCAGAAAAAGAGUUUAGAAGCAGUGGGGAAUUCUUGUUCCAUAUGGCUGAAGAGUAGAAGGGAAUGGAUGGGGAGGGCAAGAGAUGAAGUUGGACAGGGACAUAUAGUACAGAGAGGAGCAUGAUCAGAUAUGCAUUUUAGAAUGAUCACUCUGGAAGCAGUAUGUACAAUUGAGUAGAGCAGGGUUCAGAGCAGGUAGACUAGUGAUGAGUGUUAAAAUAAUAAAGGCUUGAACUAGGGCAAUGGCUGUGGAGACAGAAGGAGUGGCCAUAUUAGGUUUAAGAUGUGGAUUGGAGAAACAUUGAUUUUGGGUGAGAGGAGGGAGUCAUCUUAGAAGACUCAGGAUUCUGACUGAAGUGCCUGGGUUGUGGAUGACGUCAUUAGCCAAAAAUUGAAGCAAGCUCAGGAGUGGGGAUGAGUUCAGUUUAGGACAUACUGCGUUUGUGAGGCCUGUGGGACAUUCAAGAGGCUGAAGACAAAAUACUGUGGAAUAGUCAGAGAAAGAAAAGCCGGAGAAGGAGACUGAAAAGGAAUAUUCAGAAGUAAGAGAACUAGGAGGCCAAAGAUAAGAGGAGACAGUGGUGAAUGUAUAAUCACCACUAAUCAGAGAAGGGCAAAUCAAGGCUGAGAUUCUACUUUAACCUAUCAAAGUGGCAAGGAUUUUUAAAAGUUUGUAAAAAAAAAUUCAACAGUUAGCAAGAGAAUGGUAAGUUUGGGAUCCUUGUAUGUUGCUGUAGGAGUGUAAAUUACCUUUCCAGGAAGUAAUUAGGCAAUCUAUGUCAAGAAUGUUUAUAACUUUAUAUCCUUAAACUAGUCCUUUCCCCUCUUGGGACCUGCCAUUGAGAAAUAAGAAGAAUCUGAGACAAAGAUUUGUCUACAAAAAUGUUUGUCAGAGAGCUAGAUAUAUAAGUGAAAACUGAAAACUAGCUAAAUGUCAACAGCAGAAAGGCUAAAUUAUGGUACAUCUAUAUAACACAUUAUGAAAUGAUUAAAAUUGUUUUCAAAACAUCUAUUUCAUGUCAAGAGAAGAUACUUAUAAGAAAAAAAACCAGAAUAUUAAUUUAUAAAUAUAACAUCCAAUUUUCUAUACUUACAAGUACAUAGAAAAAGAGACUUGAAGGAAAUAAGUAUGUAUUAAUAGUGGUUAUGGUUAAGGGGUGAUUAUUAUUUUUAUCUUUUAACUCAUAUUUUUCAUGUUUUCUACAAGGCACAGAAAAAUAAGUAUGUUUGUUUUUAGGUAAGUAGUAGCGGUUAACAGUGUCAAAUGCUGUUUGAAAUGUCAAGGUUCACACUUAGACUAGUACAUUGGAUUUGGACAUUAGGACUUUAUUGGUAGUUUUUGUCAAUUGGUGUUUUCUUUAGAGUAGUAGUAAGGACAGAAACUAGACUACAGCGGGUUGAAAGGUGAACAGGAAGUAAAGAAGUAGAACUUGUUCUUUUAAGGAGCCUGACUGAAAAAGAGACAGUGGUAGCUUGAAGUUACUGUUGUUUUUAAGAUAAAAGUAACUUUAGCACUUUGAAAAUAAGAGGUUGGGAAUAAUCAAUGAAUCAGGGGCCAUCAAGGAAGAGGCAGGAGAAGGUGGGAUCAAGCACAAAGAAUACUAACUGAUACAGGGCAUUGCAAGGAACUUCAGGUGUUUAAAGCACUAAAUGCAUGUGGAACAGUAGAGGAAGAUAAAGCUGGAAAAGUAUAGGAAGGCCAGGACAUGAAGAACCUGUAAGCCAUGCCAAGAACGGGGAAAGCCAUUUAGGCAAACAUAUUAAAUAUUUUAAAUAUAUUAAAUCAAAGGUAAACAUAUUAUAGGACUGUUUUUUGUUUGUUGUUUUUGGGUUAUUUUUGGCCUUGCCGUGCGGCAUGUGGGAUCUUAUUACCUGAGCAGGGAUCGAACCUGCACCCACUGCACUGGAAGCAUGUAGUCUUAACCAUUGGACCACUAGGGAAGUCCAGGACUGUUUUGUUAAGAUUAUUCUAGCUGCAUAGUGUGGAAAAGUAUCUUAGAGAAGAGACUGGAAGAAAGAAGACCUGUAAAGGGGUCAUUGGAAUAAUUAAGGAGAAAAAGAGACCCAAACUAAGGAAAAAAUGGCGAAGAUAGAAAUAAGAAGAUGGAUUUGAGAGAAAAUUAGGAGGUAGAAUGAACAAGAUGUGGUUACCAACUGAGUAUGAAGACUUGGAAGAAGGGAUAAAGGUGAUUCCUCUUCAUACCCCAGAAUUCUAAUAGGUAAAAAAUGGAAGGCUGAUGCUUUGUAGUUGAAAAAAAGAUAAUUUUCAAUUUGGACAUGUCACAUUUGAAAUGCAGUUGAGACAACCAAGGUAUAUAAUAUGUCUUUCAAAAUUCAGAAACCCAACAAACUAUGAUAUUUCCACUCCCCACUCCAUGUACUGCUAGUUUUGUUUCUUUGUGUUUUUUUGGUGGGGGGGAGUAGGGGGGUGGGAACUUGGUUUGUCUCAAUUUACUGGUUUAUUGCAGGAGCUAUUUUGAGAUUGGAAUUAUCUACAUACUCUUCUCCAGUGAUAUGUAUAUUAUUUAUACUAUAAAUUCCUAUAUUAAGACUACUUUGAAUCCAGCUAGUUAAGAUAUGAGAAGUAUACGUUUCUAUCAUGUUAAUAUUGCAUGAGUUACUUUCAGUGUUUGUGAUUCAUCUUACACACAAUGGUUUCUUAAUUACUUCCAAAUUUAGCCAGUAUUAUCACAAGAAUUUUAAUUCUAAUCUGAGAAUUUCAAUUCUAUUCUGAUUCUAUAUUUUAUGAUAACAGUAUCCCAAUCAAUUAAAUAAUACAUUUCCAAAUCAGGAAGAUAUUAGGAAAAAAUACUUCCACACCAAAAAAUACAGUAUUUUUCCCUAAAAGGUUUUCAAAUAAAAUAUUCUGAAGCUUACCUCUUUUUAUUCAAUUUAUGGUCAACUUUAGUCAGGCAAGAGAGCUAGAUAAAAAAUUAAAAUAGAAAUAUACCUGCACUUAAACAAUUACAUGCUUAAGGAAGAUGUCUAACACUCUUACAAAAUUGUCCUUUUACUUAGAUCCAAACUCUCAAAACAUGCAGAAUCUACUUGUAAAGUCAAGAAAGUAAAUAGAAUAUUUUCCUACAGUCUUCUGAUCUGGAUAAAUUAUAGAGAACACCACAAACUCAAGAAGUUAGAAAAAUAACAUUAAAUUGAAUCCAAAGAAAGUAGAAGAAAGGAAUUAAUACAGGCAAUAGUGGAACUUAAUUAGAAGUCAGAAAAAGAAUAAAACUGAUAAAUCUAAGGGCUAAUUCUUAAAAACAAAACCACCCACACACUAGCUUAAUGGAGAGAAAAGCAUAAGUACACAAUAUUAGACAGAAAAAACAACAGAAAUUAAUAAGGUAGUAUUUUAUGCAACUACAUAUAAAUACAGUAGAAAACCUGGAUGAAAUGAAUAACUUCUAGAGAUAUAUAAAUUACCAAAACAGGCUCAAAAAAAGACAGAAAAUCUACACAGAUUUUUAGCCUUGGAAGAAACUGAGAAAGCAUUCAAGAUCUAUCAUUUUGGCAUAUUGGAGAAAGAAGAAAGCUUCCAGAUGCAAUUUAAGAAGCCAUCAUAAUAUGAUCACCAAAAUUUAACUAAAGAUAGCAUAAAAGAGAAAAUUAUGGAAUAAUAUCACUUAUAAUAAUCAAUGCAAAAUUCCUAAAAGAUCCAGAAAUAUAUUAAAAUAAUAUGUGGCAAUUUAUUUAAGGAAUGUAAGACAAUUUAAGGUUGGGAAACCUAUUCAUAUACUAUAUCCACAUUAAUAGGUCAAACAUAGAAAAAUCAUCUCCAUAGAUACCAAAAUUUAACUUGAAACAAUGAUGCCAAAAAGUACUAUAAGAAAAGGUGAGAUUAUUUACAAUUGCCAAGAUAUGGAAGUAAUCUAAUUGUCCAUCAACAGAUGAAUGGAUAAAGAAAAUGCAGUGUGUAUAUAUAUAUAAAUACACACACACACACACACACACACACACA
Molecule: messenger RNA, 13180 nt
Organism: Orcinus orca (killer whale)
Lineage: Eukaryota; Metazoa; Chordata; Mammalia; Artiodactyla; Delphinidae
Gene: BTBD8
Product: BTB domain containing 8
Exons: 18
Coding region: 199-5619 (1806 amino acids)
Cellular component (GO): synaptic vesicle; neuron projection terminus
Molecular function (GO): protein binding
Source: RefSeq, a predicted model, not a curated record